AUGGGUGCAAUGUCUGCUUUUUCACUUCAAUUCUUCUGUUUUGCUGUAAUGGCAACAGCUUUACUCAUAACCCCGGCACAGGCAAAUCAUCCACACUGGGGCGAAACAGUACCUUACAGCUCUCCUCCGGAGAAGAUGACAAAGCUUCACUUUUACUUGCAUGAUAAUCUAAUCGGAAGUAAUCAAACAGGUUUUAGGAUCGCUGAAGCUGCAAUUACUAAUUCUUCAUCAACAUUUUUUGGGGCAACUUUUAUGGUGGAUGAUCCAUUAACGGAAGGACCUGAUCCAGAGUCUAGACUUGUAGGUCGAGCUCAAGGUUUGUUUGGUGCCUCUGGAAUGAAUGAAACAUCUUUGAUCAUGGGACUCAGUCUUGUUUUCACUGCUGAUAAGAAGUUUAAUGGGUCUACAAUCAGUGUUUUUACACGUAAUGCUGUAACAUACACGGAACGAGAAUUUUCGAUCGUUGGCGGAACUGGAUUUUUCCGAUUCGCUCGUGGGUUUAUAAGUGCUAAGACGUACUGGACUAAUGGCUUCAAUUCUAUCAUUGAGUGGACUUGUACUGUUGUUCACAACUAA
Molecule: messenger RNA, 576 nt
Organism: Papaver somniferum (opium poppy)
Lineage: Eukaryota; Viridiplantae; Streptophyta; Magnoliopsida; Ranunculales; Papaveraceae
Product: dirigent protein 2-like
Exons: 1
Coding region: 1-576 (191 amino acids)
Source: RefSeq, a predicted model, not a curated record